Molecule: messenger RNA, 1611 nt
Organism: Papaver somniferum (opium poppy)
Lineage: Eukaryota; Viridiplantae; Streptophyta; Magnoliopsida; Ranunculales; Papaveraceae
Product: ATG8-interacting protein 1-like
Exons: 3
Coding region: 237-1181 (314 amino acids)
Cellular component (GO): intracellular membrane-bounded organelle
Source: RefSeq, a predicted model, not a curated record
GAUAGAAGAUCCAUCUAUACCGUUUAUCACACAAUCUAUUGAACCUAAUCUCAUCGAACCACAUCAAAAAUAAGCUGUAUUAAAAACCAGAAAGCAUUCCAGCAAGUCGUUCUCUUUUGCGGUUUUUAUACCUAGCUUUGGUUCCUUCUUUCCUUGCUUAGUUCAAACAAAACUGGAUCUCGUCCACCGCGACCUUCAAAGUAUCAUCUUCCGGGAACACUUGAAUCAACCUAAAAAUGGAGGAUAGUGAAUAUCAAGGAGAGGGAGCUCUCUCUCGUGGAAAUGAAUGGGAAGUUGUCUCUCUUACGGCUUCAACCUAUGCUGCUGCUCCUGGUCCAAAAGGGUUGGAUUCCAACAAUGAUGAUAUGGGCAGUGAUGUUGGUGAAGAUGCAGUUGAAACCUCUACUGCAAUGUUCAUGUCUAAACAUUUUGUCUUCCCACCGAGUGAGCACGAGAAUCUUCCAGUACAGCCUGAUUGCAGUAACGGUGUCACUCAGGAUUCUUUGCAUCACAAUGAAGUGUCUCUACUGGAUAUGGAGGAAGGUGAGAAAUCUGAGAAAUUUGACGAAGAUAGUUGGAAUAUCAAAGGAUUGGAAGUACUUGAACAGUUGCACCAUUCUCAGUUCUUUGAUGAAAAGGGCGAAAACCCACCUCUUUGUGAAGAAAGCAAUAGUUUCCAAGGGAUAAAAUUGGUCAACAAAGAGGAAAUUAUAGAUAUGAAUGCUAAUCUCUGUUCAUUUCAUGAUGUUGAGGCAAGGCUAAGUGCAUCCACAAUUAGUGAGAGUACAAAUUGCACAGUUAUGCCUGAACCUAGUGAUGUGGCUAAGUUGGAUUCUUCUUCUAAAAUCUCCGAACCUCACAAUCCUUCGGAGGAAGAUAACUAUGACCUUCCUUGUGAAGCGUGGUGGAAGAAACACGCAACUUCUUGGUACACUCAAGCUAAGGAUGCAAAAGCUCUUUGGCCUGUUGUCGUGGCUGCAGCUCUGAUGGGGUUGGUAGUCAUCGGGCAGAGGUGGCAGCGAGAAAGUUGUCAAGGUCGCCAGCUUAAGUGGCACUUCAGCAUCAGCGAUGAGAAGCUUUAUAAGAUGUUGAACCCAAUAUCUCGUUUGAAAAAUGUGGUUGUGGGUGGUGCUGCUCAGCGACAAAGUUUUUACAUGAUCAGGGCCAGUCCCUCUGCAUAACAUUAAGACAAUGAUGAUGACGAAAAAGCUCAUGGUGGGCGGUUAAUCUCAGUUGGUCCGACUGAGACACAAUGUUGGAUGUGUGAUCGAGAGACCUAUUUAACCUUUUCUUGCUUUGGUUGUAAAUAACUGUUUACAUGGUGCUUAUUGUAUAUAUUCAAGUUAGUCGAACGUCUCGUUUUGUGUGCAAAGUGGAUAGGUUUUCUGGAACUUCUUUGUAUGGUAUAUGCAGAGUGUAUAGUCCAGUUCUCCCAGUCUUUUUAAAUUGUGUGCUUCUUGUAUAUUGUCUCCUUUUGUGUAGCAUCCAUGGGAAACAAUGUGCUAGUUUAAUGUAAUAUAAGUUUGUGUCUUCACUGCUUGCUUGUAAUAUAAACAGACUUAUGAAAAUGAGUGAAAUUGGAGUGGAGCCUGCCCAGUGUGCAUUUCUUCA